AUAUUAUGAAUAAUAUUAACAACAUUAAAAAAAAGCUUAACAAUUAUGAUAAAGAACUUGAACUAUUAAAUCAUAAUAAUGCUGAAACAGUGAAAACUAUUUCUAAUAAAAAGAAAGCAAAAGAUGGAUUUGCUGAUGAAGUCAACUCUGUAGCAUAA
This is a messenger RNA of Funneliformis geosporum, 158 nucleotides long. The record is from the annotation of a GenBank genome assembly. Lineage: Eukaryota; Fungi; Glomeromycota; Glomeromycetes; Glomerales; Glomeraceae.